CGCCUGUUUAUUGGGCGUGUUCUUAACACCCGGAUGUCUAGACGUAGAACAGCUGAUUGACUCUUGUUGGCCUGUAGAGGAUCAACUUGAUAACAAAAUGCCAAAAUUUUACACAAGGAAGGCUGGCGAUCAACAAAUGUUUCGCGCACUAAAAAUGAUUUAAUUGUACCUGUAAAAUUAGCGAUUCUUCAUCCAAAGGAACUGAUAAACGACAACAAAUAUGGAUUUAUUAUUGUGUAAUGCACUAUAGUGAAUCGCAUUGGAAAAGUUAAUAAAUAAUUACAAGUGUUCAGCGAUGUCCAACCGGUACACACCAACAAACGAUACGACGAACGCCGCACGAGUCAGUUUACUGAUCGGUGGCCCAUGCAGACAAUUAUUCCGAGAUAUUUUCCGUGAGGAAGUGUCGGACAUACAAUUUCCCGCUAAAUUAAAAGACAACGAAAUAAAGAAGAUACUCUACCACAAAUCAGGACUAAGCAAGUCCCAGAAGAUCAUUCUUUACCCACCAAACGGACGUUUCAAUGCCAGUUAUGAUAUCUUAGAUUUAUCAUUGUUGUAUUCAUUGAUAAGAAAUUUAUCUAAACACCAACCGCAUAAAAAGGGCUGGGGUGAAAUUCCUGAUCAUUCCGACCGGUCUGUCUCUGCAAAUAUUGAUAGAAUCAGAGAUAUUAGGAACAAGCAUUGCGGACAUGCCGUCGACUUCACCCUCUCCGAUACAGAAUUUAGCCAGAUCUGGGGGGAAUUGGCAGUUUGUAUCAAUGAACUAGAACAAACCAUUACUGGAGGAUGCACAACUUACACAGAGGCUGUGAAACAUCUGGAAACUGUGGAUAUGGACCCAACACGAAGUGCCGAAUACUUGCAAAAAAUCAAUAAACAGCAACAAACUAUUGAGGACUUAAAAGAUAUUGAUGCUACUGUAAGGGACCUAAUCAAUGAGCAGAAAACGAUGCAACUGAAGAUUGAGCGGGAGCAAUUUGAAUUAAAAUCAAAACAGAUAGAACACGACAGAAGAAUUGCACUGCUUGAGAUAAAUACUAGACAGGAGCGGGAAAUUGUUGAAGAAAGCACAAAAGCAAUUUUAAAGACACACAUAGAGUCUAAAGUGUACUUCAGGACGUCAUCUGUUCAAGCUGCUAUUGCCAAGUUAAAAGAGCACGGUAUGGUAAUUCUGAGUGGCAAGUGUGGUGAAGGCAAAUCAACGACAGCCUAUCAAGUUAUGCAUGAGAUUUCGAUAGAAACUGAGUCAUCUAGAAACCCCAUUAUCAUCACAGAACCUGGGCAGUGGUACAAAGUUAUAAAUCCACAGGAUUGUUUUGUCAUUUAUCUUGAAGACAUCGUCGGUUCCACAAAUCUUGAUGUUCGUACAGUAGAACAAUGGGGGAAAAAUCUCGACACAAUAUAUGCAUCAAUAAAAAAUGGCAAAGUUUUAGUCAUUAUUGGAAUUCGAGAUUCACUUCUUCCAGAAGCCAAAGAGAGAUUUAAGCAUAAACUCUUCCAGGAAGCAUUUGAAAUCAAUCUCUCCUCAGAAGAGUAUAGCCUGACAGAGAAUGAGAAACGAGAAAUGAUUAAAUGUUUUGAAAAGCAGAUGAUUGUCAAUCAAAGUUCGUGCAAAAGCCAUGUUCAGCAGGUUAAGGAAAAUGAAAGAUGUAAAUUAACUGACAAGGAAAUAACAAAAAUCAUCAAAACAGAUCCCUUUUAUGGAUUUCCGCUCACAUGUUGGCAGUUCUUCUCCAAUACUGAGUUCUUUCAACUUGGUUAUGAAUUUUUUAACCAUCCAGACAAAAAUCUAUUGAAAUCAAUAGAAAAAAAGCGAAAAUCUAAAACAUUUUCAGAACAAUUGUCUUAUGCUCUUCUUGCGUGCGUUCUAGUCAAAGGAAAACUAACACCUGAAAAAAAUGAACCUGAUGAAAUAUUGCGAAGAGUUUGCCACGAACUAGAAAUUGAUAUUGAUAAAAUCAAACCACUCAAAAUUGAAGACGCAUUGGAAGAAAUAAAGGAGUUGUUUUUGAAACAGACAUCUGUUGAAGGUGAAUAUACAUUUUCUCAUGAGGCAGUUCUUGAGGCUGUACUGGUUUCGUUUGGAAAAGUUGCACCUGAUCUUGUAAUUGAAUGUUGUGACAUGAGAAAACUACGCGAGCUUGUUCGAACACAAAGCAGCAACGCCUCAGAAAAUGUUUUGAAACUUUCGAAACAAAACUAUAUUCACCUGGCUAAGAGAUUGUUACGUGAUAAUGUUGUCGAUGGAAUCAACUGCAAUACCUGGGAUAUAGCAGAGGAUAUCAUUUGGCAUCCAGCUACUGACGACCCCGAAUUCGUUAAAGCAUUGCUCAGUUGUACUGAGUCUGCAAAACGUUUAGAAAUUUUUCCGCGAUUGUGGUACGUAAUACCGGGAUCAUUUUCUUCCGUCAUGCUGGACAAAUUGCUAGAACUUUAUGGUCCACACAAAAUACCCACAGAAGGCAGGGACUCAAGGAGUCAACAAUUUGAGUCGAACCCCUUUCAAAUCACUUCCUCAAAACUUAAGGCGUUUUUAGUUCAAUGUGUUAAUAACUUUGCCGGAAAAGAAAACACAUUGUGCUGUGUAGAGUAUAUAUCGAAGCAUAGCACUUUAUAUCCAUUAGUAAACGAAAAAUUCCAGUAUUCGCCACGUGACAUGACGCUCCUUCACUGUUGUAUCCUCCUUGGAUGGGAGGAAGUGGUGGAUAAGAUUUUGAAAAUACACCAACCCACGGAGACCGAAAAUAAAUGGACCUGCGCACACUUUGCGUCAUACAUUGGUAAUGUUUUAUUGCUGAAGAAGUUUGUUAAUCUUGGUGUGGAUGUAAUGGCAAGGACAGAGGAAAAUUAUUCUGUUUUACAAUGUGCUUUUAUCGGAAUGAGAUACGGAUCGGGCGAGGCAAAUUGGCCAUUGUAUUCAGCAUCGAAACAUGUUAGUUUUCAAAUGACAUUGCGUUUUCCAAAUGAAGCUGAAUAUUAUGAACUGUUGCAAUACUUACUUGAAUGCUGUCCUACUCUAUUUGAAGAGAACAUUAGAAGCAUUGUCGAUGAAUUCCAAAAUAAUAUUCUUCAUUUCCUAAUUGUACAAGACUAUGCUGAUAUUUUGGAAUUUUUGUGUCGCAACAAUACAGAGCUUGCUUUUCAUCGCAAUAUAAGUGGAUUACCAACGGUAGUGCAUUUAGCUGUAUACCUAGGUAGACCUCAGAUACUAAAGGCGAUGUGGUCGGACGGCGUGCGCCCAGACCAGACGGAUUUGUCGUUACAGGAUACAUUUGAUUUUGGAGAAAAACUUAAAAAUAAAACGCUGAAGUUUUCAAGGUUGUAUGGAAAUUCAAAGUGGUGUUGGAAUGAUAGAGGAAAUGAAAUUUGUGGGGUUAAGAUGACGAUUCUCGCAGAUGUUGAUGUAGUGUUUGGAACUGAAAGCCAUUACGACGAGAUGAAAGUCUUCCUUGGGAGUCAACAAAUUCUGAAAACAUAACUUAACCAUGUUUGCGUUGGAUACCAAUAUAUUGAUAUCAUAAAAAAACGUCUAUGCAUUUCUUGUUCUGUAGAAUAAACAAUUUAACUCAGGGUAAAGGAAUCAAACUAACGAAGCUUUAUAAAGAACAAAAGAUCAAAAGUCAUGACAAUCUCGUAUAAAAUUAUUUUAAAUAAUGAUCAAAAACUCUUUGGCAGAAAACAUAUAAUUCUAAAAUAACUGGUUUUCCUCCUGA
Molecule: messenger RNA, 3716 nt
Organism: Ostrea edulis (European flat oyster)
Lineage: Eukaryota; Metazoa; Mollusca; Bivalvia; Ostreida; Ostreidae
Exons: 5
Coding region: 296-3481 (1061 amino acids)
Source: RefSeq, a predicted model, not a curated record